Messenger RNA from Stegastes partitus (bicolor damselfish), 3221 nucleotides. It is a transcript of the gene zfyve9b, whose product is annotated as zinc finger, FYVE domain containing 9b. Gene Ontology annotation, cellular component: early endosome membrane. Gene Ontology annotation, molecular function: metal ion binding. The transcript is spliced from 15 exons. The record is from RefSeq and is a predicted model, not a curated record. Lineage: Eukaryota; Metazoa; Chordata; Actinopteri; Pomacentridae. The coding region runs from base 1 to 2667 and encodes 888 amino acids. Gene Ontology annotation, biological process: endosomal transport.
AUGCUGAAGUUCUUCUCUGCGCGGGAUGACGAGAACGAAAGCCUUCUGGGAGCGAUAACUGAGGAUGAAGGAGACAAUCCGUCUCUGCAGGACACCAAGCACCACUGGCUGAACAGGCCCUGCCUCCUGGUGCUCAAAGAUGGGGACGUGUCGAAACCGGGACUGGGCUGCGGACAAAUCAGAGCGGAGUCUCCAUCCAAAGCCGCCUCGGAUGCAACGAUCAGAAGCACAUUCGGGCCGUGUGAGCAGAAACCGUACGAGUAUCCCACCAAAACAGCUUCGCACUCCCAGCUGGAGGAAGGCAGCUGCACUGUGACCGCCAUCUCCACAUGGGGCGAGCGGGAGGCGUCCUCCAGCCCUCUGGUGCUGAGCCCUGCCGAGGCCGCCUGGCCGGAAGAUGAAGAGGAGAAGCCCCAGGUUCUCCCAUCGAAGGAGGACUCGGUGAUUGAGGAGAAGGAGGUGGAGGAAAGCGGGCAGCAAGAGCAAACCUGCAGCUCGGAGGCGACUGCAGCAGCUUCACCCGAGGAGACUUGUGGGAAGGAGGCCAGGGAGCUGCAGGUGAAGACGACCAGAUCUGAUGAAGGAGAUGAAACCAGCAAGGCCCAGGCAGCCAGUGGGGAAGGAGCGACGGGCGAGUGUGCAGCUUCUCCUGUGGAUCCUGAUAACGAGUCCCAGACCAGCCCCAUCGGCAUCCUGUCCAAGGAUCGAGGCUCCGUCCUGGGGGAGGUGGCUCCGGUGUGGAUCCCUGAUGCUGAAGCUCAGGUCUGCAUGAAGUGUGGCGUCAAGUUCACGUUCACCAAGAGGAGGCACCACUGCCGGACGCCUCCCAGGGGGAAAAGGAGGGUGUGGUUUGCAGAUGAAAUCCUCGCCAACAAGCAGUCAGAGUCUGCUCCGACCACGCCGGUGAGGGGACCCUCCUUCUCCCCGCUGAUGAGGCGAGCGCUGGGAGGUCCGGCGAGAAGUCCUGUGGGUUCACCGCAGCUCAGGAGAAGCUCGAGGCCGCAUGGGACGUCCAUCAGCGAGGCCUGUGGUCCUUACGGCUGGGGCACCACGGCUUUAGUGAGCAGCUCUGCCAACCUCAUUCCCCUGGAGGGCCUCCCGCCCAUCCUCACCUCCACAGGAGUCAAAGGAGAUUACACUGUGGAGGAGCAGCCCUCUGAGAUGCUGCUCAUUCAGGAGCUGGAGAGCGGCAGACCCAAACCGCUGGUGUUCGUCCUCAAUGCCAAUCUACUCGCUAUGGUCAAGCUGGUCAACUAUGUCAACAGGAAGUGCUGGUGUGUGACGACGAAGGGGAUGCACGCCGUGGGCCAGGUGGAGGUGGUGGUGCUGCUGCAGUGCCUGCCCGAAGAGAAAAGCUUCCCCAAAGACAUCUUCAGCCACUUCAUCCAGCUGUACAGGGACACUCUGUCAGGGAAGGUCGUGAAACACCUGUCGCUGUCCCUGUUCGGCAGCAGAUUCUUAGGCAGCGAGGAGCACGCCGGCUUCCUGUACGUUCGCUCCACCCUGCAGUCCCUUCAAGGUCUACCUCUGCCCAACCAGCCCUACCUCUUUGGCCUGCUGGUCCACAGAGCGGAGGUGGCCUGGGCCAAAGCUUUUCCCCUGCGCCUCAUGCUGCGACUCGGGGCCGAGUACAGAUUCUACCCGUGUCCUCUGUACAGCGUGCGCUUUAGGAAGCCCUUGUUUGGGGAAAUAGGUCACACCAUAAUGAGACUACUAGUGGAUUUUAGGAAUUACCGUUACAGCCUACCAAUGGUGCCGGGGCUCACUGUGGAUCUAGAGGCUCAGAGGACCCUCAUAAAGAUACCGACCACCGGGUAUAACGAGCUAAUGAAGGCUCUGAAUAAGUCCAAUGAGCACGUGCUGGCCAUCGGGGCGUGUUUCAACGAGACUGCAGACUCCCACCUCAUCUGUGUGCAGGCGGACGAUGGCCAGUAUCAGACACAAGCCAUCAGCAUCCACAAUCAGCCACGCAAAGUGACCGGCUCGUGCUUUUUUAUAUUCAGCAGUGCACUGAAAGCCUCUGCAGGAUACCUGGCCAAGUCCAGCAUCGUAGAAGACGGGCUCAUGGUGCAGAUCACCGUGGAAACCAUGGCGGAGCUGCGCCGGUCGCUACGGGAGAUGAAAGACUACACCGUCACCUGCGGACGGCUUGACCAAUCGGAGAGCCAGGAGCUUGUUUGUGUGCAGUGGGUGGAGGAGAAAUGCACUGUGAAUAAGGGCGUCAUAAGUCCCAUCGAUGGGAAAUCAAUGGAGUCUAUCAUCAGUACCAAGAUGUUCCAGAAAUCAGAAUACAAAGAAAACGGGAAGAUCAUCCGCUGGACAGAAGUGUUCUUCCUGCAGAGGGCUGAUCUUCCCAAAGGAGGAGCGAGCGACUCUGCCGAACACAACCGGCUGACGGAGCGCAUCGCCCGGGCGUUCUGCUUGGCGCUGUGUCCGCACCUGAAGCUGCUGAAGGAGGACGGCAUGGCCAAACUGGGGCUGCGCGUCACGUUCGACUCCCAAGAGGUGGGAUUUGUGGCCGGGAGCAACGGGCAGCCGCUGCCAGCUCAGUACCUCAACGCCCUGGACAGCGUGCUGAUCCCCGUCAUCCACAGCAGGGGGCGCAAGAGGGGCGACGAGUCCAUCGUGAUGGAGCUCAUCUUCUACAUCCUGGAGAACAUCACUUAGAGAACGCACGCCCCGACGUCUCAUCCUCGUAACCCCCGGCCACAGCUCCGUCUCCGGCACUCCUCAUCAGUGCGGUUUCAGGCGAAUAAAAGCAUUCCAAGGGCAAAAAAAAAACAAAAAACAAAACAGAAAAUCCGAAGGUCUGCAUCCAUCUCAUCCAUCCACCACUAGAGAGACACGAUCAGACUCUUAUUGGCUUUCUGAUCUACUCGGCCGCAGACAAUCUGCAUGAAACCUACGACGGACCACGAGAUCAGCGUGCAGCUCUUUGCACUGUAGUAGCAACUCCAUAGCUUGAUUAUCAUUCAUGUCACAAUGUUCAAUACCUGUUCCUAUACAGAAGAAUACCUUUAAAGCGGGAGCUGGCUUCGGCCCCGCGACCUUAAAAGCAAAGAGAAAAAGAGAAUGACUUGAAGUACUGUAUGUAGUAGAUCUGUAGCGGUUUGAUGCACACUGAAUGAAUGCCUAAAGAAUGUUUUCAUACUGGAUGUAUUUUAAUCGACUGCUCAUGAAAUGUAAUGUCAGCUUGGAAUUAAACUUGCAACAAGACUGAG